This is a messenger RNA of Marchantia polymorpha subsp. ruderalis, 2706 nucleotides long. The record is from the annotation of a GenBank genome assembly. NCBI's taxonomy places the organism in Eukaryota, Viridiplantae, Streptophyta, Marchantiopsida, Marchantiales, Marchantiaceae.
CUGCACACAAGAGCAUCAUCCAUCGUGCUGAGCGCCGAACAUAAUUAGAGUGUGGGCAUAAUUGGGCACAAUUGGGCACCUUCUUAGGGAUGGUGUCCUGUACGAGCUGCUGUUGCUGCUGGUGGUGAGGGUGGAUGGAUCCAAUGUGGACUCUUUUUCCGUCUCACAGUCGGCACGUUGGCGCCCAUUUCCGUCUGUGGGGAGUGCGGAUCUGAGCUCAGCUCUGUGAGCCGCAGGAGGAGGAGGAGGAGGGGGAGGAGUCCCCGUCGCUGGAAACAAUUCCCUGCGCCGGUGAGCUCGUCGUGAGCGCGAGGGUUUAGAGAAGGGGCACGAACGGCAGGCAGGCAGCAGAAGUGGAGCAAAAUAGGAAGAGGAAGAGGAGGAGGAGGAAGAGGGGGCAGAGCGCCGAGAGAGAGAUGCUGGUGUGAGGGAGGGAUAGAUAUUGAUGGAUCAGCAGAGGGUCAGGUUUUGCACCGAUCGAGCAGCAAGGCAGGGACGCAGGGGAGGCUGGUAGAGGAGGGAGAUUAGAGAUUGGAGGAACCCAGAGAGGAACCCAUCACGUGUUCCUCGUAACUGAUCACUGCCUUGGAGGUGCCGAUUUAGUUGCCGAUCGAUCUGUUUGGUGUCGUUGUGUUGUUCCAGUUGGCGAGCCGAGCCGAGCCUAGGCAAGGCGGGGCGGGGGCAGAAGAGUCAACUGGAGCAGACGUGCUCGAUCGAUUGAUUCAUCUCCCGAACAGGGGAUGGAUGGCUGCUGAUCCGUUGUGGUCGUGGUAAAGGCGAUGGUGGUUUUGUUGGCUCAACAUUCCUGCCAGGAGUACACCUGAGGGAAUGGUGAUUUGCGAGGAUUGGAUCGGGCAGUGAGGCAAUGCUGUGAUCCUCUGGUGCUUGGCUGGGGACAAGAAGGAAAGAAACCUGGAUUCAAUUAGGUUUCCGAGGAGGGGAGCAAUGGAGGAUGCGGACCCCGGAUGGGAGGAGCUGCGGAAGGAGGCCAGAAAGAUCGAAGGUGACCUUGAUGUCAAGCUCUCGUCUUAUGCCAAGCUUGGCGGUAUGCUGGCUCACGGAGGAUAUGAUAACGGAUCUGGAGAUGGACUGGGAGGUGAUGGAUCUUGGAAAUCAAUGGAAAUGGAGAUCGAGUCUCUGCUUGAGAAGCUGCUCGACAUCAACGACGCAAUGAGUCGAUGUGUGGCGGGGGCCACGACCACAACGUCCGUCACACAAAAGCUUGCACGUCAUAGAGAUAUACUUCACGAAUUUACACAGGAGUUUCGAAGGACGAGGGGGAACAUAAGGUCAAUGCGAGAACACGCCGAGCUUUUGACUUCUGUUCGUAACGACAUCAGUGAGUAUAAGGCUUCAGGAAGUUUAUCACCGGGGCCUCGUAUACUUAGGGAGCGGGGAGCCAUCCAUCAAAUUAAUGUAAAGCUCGACGAGGUGAUUAAUCAGGCCCAGUCAAAUAAGGGCGCAUUAGCUGCACAACGGUCUACUUUCACGGAAAUUCAAAGCAAAUUAAGGCAGUUGGGAGACAGAUUCCCAAUCAUUCGGGAACUCUUAGGAUCUAUCAAGCGGAAGCGAUCGAAGGAUACCUACAUUCUUUCUGCCGUCAUUGCCGCCUGCACUAUAUUUCUCAUUGUUUACUGGAUUUCCAAGUGAGAUAGCAAGUUUUUAUUGUACUUCUAAGCGGUUGCUUGAAGUUACACUCUAGCACCCUUCAUGCUCGUUGACAUCCCAUGUUCAAGAAAAGAGAGUCAAUAGGGAUGAGUGUAUUCUAAGUAGAUCUGGUCCCCUGCUAGUUGAAUGUACCUACAAGUAGUAAAAAGUCCAGGGGUUGAGAUGUGGGGAGUACAACACUUAUCAGAACAAGGUAUGAUGAUGAACCUGUUGAGAUGGUCCACUGCUCAUCAUCAUGGCCACUGGCAAUUGAAGGUGUGUAUGUCAAGAUCAUGGUGUGGAGAAAGAUGUACGUAGUGAACAACAACUGAUCGGUUGAUUAAGCCAGAUAUAUCUGUCAUAUAGGAACCACUCUUCAUCUUAGUCUGCAGCUCCCCUUAGACUCAUGGAACAAUGAUUGACCGAAACAGAGACAGUUCUUAUUCAUUUGCUCUCAUAGCUUCCAUCGCAAAACUGGACCGUCUGGAUGGAUGGUUAACAAUGAAUGCCCUCAUUGGGGACCUUCUUUUCGUAAUCUACGAUCAGGAAAGGAAAAGGUGCGGAUGGUUUGAAGCUGGCCUUUUUAACUGCACAGCCCGUUGUGACUUUAGGACUGUCCCAUUACCCUUUGCAGCAACCUCAGGUCUAUGGAAGUGAAAUACCUGAAGGGCAGCAGAGUUUGAGGAUUGAGCUUAUUGCGGACUUCCACCGGGUUCGGCCGUCACGUAACAAUUGAUAUGUCUGGACAAAUUCACAAGUAUCGGAAAGGACAUUGGUAGCAGACGGACAAGUUUUGGGGUAAUUGAAAGGACUGAAAACUGUGGUACUAGAAGUAUCAAAUCCGUAGAGAGAAACUUUCCUUCACACUUCCUCCUUGCAAUUCUUUGGGUGCCACUGCACUUAGCGCUACUUCCCACCGUCAUAAAUAACUCUUUUGUGGUCGAGGAUCGGCACCUCCAGUUUAUUAUUUAAACAUCUGACAUAGAUAACGUUUCCUAUAAAAGCAUGUGUCGUGUGCAGUGAAGGUAAAAAUACACCAGUAACACGUUUGGAUCAAUU